This is a messenger RNA of Kwoniella shivajii, 3003 nucleotides long. RefSeq lists its product as uncharacterized. Lineage: Eukaryota; Fungi; Basidiomycota; Tremellomycetes; Tremellales; Cryptococcaceae. Gene Ontology annotation, molecular function: protein binding. The record is from RefSeq and is a predicted model, not a curated record. The coding region runs from base 1 to 3003 and encodes 1000 amino acids. Gene Ontology annotation, cellular component: nucleus. The transcript is spliced from 3 exons.
AUGUCACAGGUUCAACGUUCACAGCCAGCGUCGUCCGAGUCCAACUCAUCCAACAGCAACCGUAACCCUCAGCCAUCGCAAAACGCACAAUCACCAUUAGACUGGGCCAACUUUAUGAAUUUCCAACAGACACCACCUGUCGCAUUCAACAGGGCACACGGCUACCCUCAGCAAGAGGAGCAAUAUAACAACUUUGCACAUGGGAUCUCCAUGUCACAUCCAUCCCCUUCCACCAUCAACUUUCAGCAACCCCUUCCUAGGACAUCUUCAAGUUCCUCUCGUCCAAAUCGUCAGUACAGCCAAAGUUCAUCAUCGUCACAACCUCAGCUUCCCACGUAUCAGGUCCCUUCUCAUACACCCCCUCAAGAUACACGGCCAAGUGAAGACCACGCAGGGAAUGGAAAGGGCAAGUCGCCCGCGACCAAGACCGCAGAAACACAGGACAAUGGUUUGACCUUGGACCCAUCAGCCUUCUCCCGUGAUAUACGUUUCCAGGUCCCUGCUUUCCUCACCAAUCAAGUCGGUGGUGCACCAACGUUCCCACCCGGAGGUGAAGCUUGGAGUGGAUUCAGUGGAGCAAAUCUGUUUGGCCAAGACUCUGGUCAACUCACGCCUGGGACUAUCUUUUCCAACGCUUUUGGGCUGAACAAUGCAUCGGAUAAUAGUCAGACGUAUUGUGAUCCCAAUGUCCAGGAGUUUAUGCAGCAAAAUGGAGGGUGGGACAAUUUCAAUGCAGACCAUGCCAAACAUGAUACGAAUCAUCUAAAUCCCGCUGCCAUGUUUUACGUCAACCCUAACCCCAGUCCAAACGUUCUUGCCCCUCGUCAUCCCCCUGCUUCAUCCGCCAUCACCAUACCUGGACGUCGACAGCAGGCGAACCCACCGCAGAGUCCUCGUCACAGUCAAACCCAACCCAGUCCCCGCACAUCCAGUUCGAUGCCUACCUCUGCUAUCCUCCCACAACAGCCGAGCUUCCCUCAAUUGUCAUAUGUGCCUUCAGUAUCAAACGACAAUAAUUCGGCAAGCACUAUCAAUAUCGCUUCCUCGUCGACAGCACCGUAUGCUCCCCCUUCCAACACACAGUCACUUCUCGCCGGUCCAAUGCCACCCCAUCUGACUGAUGGUCCAGGGUUGUAUUCCACCACCGGUUUUGAUAUGGUCGGUGUACUAGCUCGAGUCGCCGCAAGACGGGAUCCUGGAACCGUGUUGGGACCUGUUGAUCUCAGUUGUAGCUUCCUCGUAGUGGACAUUCGCCGGUAUGACUCACCGAUUGUAUAUGCGAGUCCCAGUUUCAGCAAUCUAACAGGAUAUGACCUCCCUCAAAUACUCGGUCGAAACUGUCGAUUCCUGCAGUCCCCUGACGGAGAUGUCGUCAAAGGCUCCAAACGAAAGUAUACCGAUAACACCGCUGUUGCACAUCUCAAGCGCAUGCUCAACGCUGGGAAAGAAUGUCAAGCUUCACUCAUCAAUUACCGUCGCGGAGGUGUCCCCUUUAUCAACCUUGUGACGGUCGUACCGAUUCCCUGGGACGGCACGGAUAUCGUCUAUCACGUUGGAUUCCAGGUUGAUCUGGUCGAACAACCCAAUGCGAUACUACGGAACAUGCGCGAUGGCAGUUAUCAAGUCAACUAUACCGUAUCAAACCCACCAGAAAAGCCUUUACGACCUCCUGUUAGAGAGAUUGGCAUCACCGGUCUGAGUCAAGAGGUCAUGGAGAUCAUGGGGCCAAGAGUUAAUACACUAAGCAGCGGUUCAGGCGAAGAAGCAGGGAGAAUGGAGUGGUUGAAAAUGGUUUUGGAUAAUACGGACGAUUUCGUACACGCCCUAUCGCUCAAAGGUUUUUUCCAAUACGUCUCGCCUUCUGUUCGAAGGGUUCUCGAGUACGAGCCUGAAGAGUUGUUGAACAAGAAUAUUUCCGAGUUCGCCCAUCCUUCCGAUAUAGUUCCUCUUAUGCGGGAGCUCAAAGACUCGACACACGUCCCUGCCGAUGGGUCUACUGCUCGUCAUGUCAAUCUGGUAUUCCGAAUUCGAAGAAAGACGUCUGGUUACAUCUGGAUCGAAAGCGUCGGUCGAUUAGUUGUAGAAGCAGGAAAGGGCCGGAAAGCUGUAAUUCUAAGCGGUCGAGCUCGUGCCGUUCCAGCUCUUCCUUGGGAUUCGAUAUCAAAGUAUGGCGGAUUGGCGGAAACCGAAUUUUGGGGGAAAAUCUCCUUCCAAGGUUUAUUGCUACACGCCACGCAAGGUGUAGAUGGUGUUCUAGGUCAACCGCCAGAGGAUUUAAUCGGACAGAGUUAUUUUUCGCUUCUACCUGGUGGAGACAAUGGCCCUCCUUCCACGUCGUUGCUUCAAGCCGAUCCUUCCGCCCCCGUUGCUUUGGUUUCAAGCGCAAUCAGAAAAGUUCUCCACGGCGAGACACGCAAUGGCGCGGUGUCUAUACAGCACAAGCUUGUGCACAAAUCAGGCAAUCAGCUUGAUGCGAUCACCACCAUUUACGCACCUCGACGAACGAUCCCUGAUAUUGGCAGCAAUGAAGACGAUACGAGUAGUGUUGCUGAAAGCGAGACAUCACGUCCUUCAAGCCACGACAUGGCAUCGAUCACCGGCAUUCCUCCCACCAGUUUGGUCAUCCAGGUCAAAUUGAUACUAUCCCCCAUCCCCAAUGCCAGCAUACAGACAAUCACUCACGCACGACCUGUCGUUCAUGCACCCACCUCUAACCUGUUCGAGGAACUCGAAACCACUCGUGGCACUUCAUGGCAAUACGAGUUGCAUCAGCUUCGUCUGCUGAAUCGACGGUUGAAGGAGGAUAUAGCGGCUGCAAAAGCACGCGGGGCAGGGAAAAACAAGAACAGAAAGCGCAAGUUGGAAUCGGGUGUUGGAGAAAUGGGUCCUCCAGCGCUACCUUUUACCGCCAGUGUGCUCGAUCAAUAUAAAGCUGCGCCUCGACAUCAGCUCGCUCCAGGAUUCGGAUUAGUCACACCCGCUAUGGGCAAUGCGUUUUACUAG